This is a messenger RNA of Sceloporus undulatus (fence lizard), 2404 nucleotides long. RefSeq lists its product as uncharacterized. Gene Ontology annotation, molecular function: nucleic acid binding. Lineage: Eukaryota; Metazoa; Chordata; Lepidosauria; Squamata; Phrynosomatidae. The record is from RefSeq and is a predicted model, not a curated record. Bases 375 to 1697 code for a protein of 440 amino acids. The transcript is spliced from 2 exons.
UCCAUACACCUCGAGACCUCUUCGUCCCUUCUCCCAAAUCAAGCGAUCCCGAAAAACACCGCCUCCUACUGGAAGCCAUCGACCGCCUGGUCUCCGUCAACGCCAUCGAGGAAGUCCCAAUAGACCAGAGAGGCAGGGGUUGUUAUUCCACCUUCUUUCUGGUACCCAAAAAGAACGGGACCUGGAGGGCCAUCUUGAACUUAAGACCACUCAACGACUUUCUGUCCUCCAUAGACCUCCAUGAUGCUUAUCUCCAUAUUUUGAUCCACCCCUCCUCUCGUCGUUUUCUCCGGUUCAAAUAUGGCAGGCGCCAUUUCCAGUUCAGGUCACUCCCCUUUGGCCUCUCGUCCGCUCCCAGGGUUUUCACCAAAAUCAUGGUGGCUCUGGUCGCCCAUUGGAGGACCCAGCUCAUCCACGUUCACCCAUACCUGGACGACCUCCUAAUCAGGGCCCCCUCGAUCCAACAGGCCGUACGGGACACUGCCAGAGUCCUCAAAUCAUUGGAGGACCACGGUUUUUUGGUCAACCUGGACAAGAGCUCCAUUCAUCCCAGUCAACAGAUCCUCCACCUGGGAUCCCUGAUAGACACUCGCUCGGGGACGGUCUGCCUGACUCCGGAGCGGACCUCGACCAUCCGAAAGACAGCCCUGAGGGCGCUCAGAUCACCUCGAGCCAGCCUACAGCUACUGUCUCGCCUACUGGGACUGAUGAUAGCAGCUAUCGAAUGCCUACCCUGGGCGAGGUUCCACGCCAGGCCUCUCCAAUGGCUUCUUCUCCCACACCAGCAGGCCAUCGCCCUGAAGAGUCAUCGCAAGAUACAGAUACUCGACCAGGUCCGACAGUCUCUCAGAUGGUGGACUUCCCAGGCAGUAUCCAGGGGCCGCCCCAUCUGGGAGACAGAGAGGAUCCAGAUCACCACAGAUGCCAGCCUCCGGGGCUGGGGAGCCCACUGCGGGUCCCAACUGGCCCAGGGACGAUGGUCGCCGGAAGAACAGUCCCACAGCAUCAAUUGGCUGGAACUUCGAGCGAUACGGCUAGCCCUCCAAUCCUUCAUAGCGAUAGUACAACACAAGCCAGUCCUCAUUCGAACCGACAACAUCACCGCCAAGGCACAUGUCAACCGCCAAGGCGGAACAAGGUCACGAGUCCUGAUGAAAGAGGCCCAGCUGCUGCUGACAUGGUCAGAGACCAACCUGUUAUCUCUACGCGCAGAACAUCUACAGGGUCAACUAAACUCCAAGGCCGACUGGCUAAGCCGAACAGACAUCGAUCAGGGAGAAUGGAGCCUGCACCCAGAGGUGUUCCAGACCAUAGUAGAGAUUUUCGGUCCACCAAUAAUGGACCUGUUCGCCUCACCCAUCAAUGCCAAGACUCCCAGAUUCAUCUCGAGGUUCAAGACUCAGGGGGCAGAAGACUUCGAUGCACUGACGUGCCGCUGGCCGGAGGGGCUCCUGUAUGCCUUCCCUCCAGUAGCACUCUUGACAAAACUUCUGUCCAAGGUCCGAAGGACCGGAGCAAUGGUCAUCCUGAUAGCUCCAGCUUGGCCCAGGCGUCCGUGGUUUUCAGAGCUCCUCAACCUGUCAACCCAAAAUUUUCCUCUCACAACCAGACCGGAUCUGUUGUCGCAGGGCCAAGUCUACCAUCCAGACCCGACCUGGCUUCAGCUUCACGCCUGGAAAUUGAGAGGAACAUGCUAACCAAAUACGGCUAUUCCUCUGAGGUGAUAGAGUCGAUCCUGGCAUCUAGGCGCCAAUCGACCACCAAGAUUUACGAAUACACCUUCACAGCGUUCAGGAGAUGGUGUAAGCUCAAAAACAAGGACUUCAUUCGGGUCACGGUCUCCACACUCCUACAGUUCCUCCAGGAUGGCAUCACCCAAGGCCUCAGGCCUAACACAGUAAAAAGACAGGUGGCCGCGAUUACCUCCAUACUGCCACACGACCAAGCGGCUAAGAUCUCCCGUCACCCUCAUGUCAGAAGGCUGCUCAAGGGAGUCUCCAACAGAGCACCCCCGACUAGACACCGCUUCCCCUCAUGGGACCUCCACACAGUUCUCAAGGCCUUAACGAUCCAGCCCUUCGAGCCGAUGAGGGAGGCCUCUCUAAAGUUCCUCACCUUCAAGACUCUCUUUCUAACGGCAAUUACGUCUGCCCGAAGAGUCUCCGAGAUCGGGGCCCUAUCAGUGAGAAGUGAGCUCUGCAUCAUCCGGCCCGACUCGGUUCUGCUGAGACCAGAUCCGACCUUCAUCCCCAAGGUCAACUCGAUUUUCCAUGCUUCCCAAGACAUCGUUCUGCCUUCCUUUUGCCCCAGGCCAACGAACGAGCUCGACAGGAUGUGGCACACCUUAGACGUGCGCAGAGCUAUUAGGCUCUACCUCAAGAGGACAGCAGCUUUUAGAAAAACU